GGGCUUCGGUGAUCUAAGGAUUGAACUGACACAACCCUGCUGAAUGACUCUACAACUGACAUAAACGUAAAGCCUAUGAAUGACUCACUCGAUUAACUCUGCCAGCGGCUGGUUAUCCUGACUUCUAUCCGCAACACGCCCAAACAUGAUCGACUGUCCGACUCAAUCUGACUCUGGAGAGCCCACUCUGGAUAAUAACCGACUCAAGAACGAUGGGGACUCAGGACACCUCUGGGAGUGAAGACUGUCCUUUUUGUGAAAUAGUCAAUGCCAAGGCAGACACGGAAGUCCUGCUCAGCGUAAGAACCGACGGUACCGAAGCUCCAUCACCUGAAAACUCCUGGUUCUUCCUCUCAUCUGUUUUUUUGUUUUCUUUCUUUUCUUCCCAGGAUGACGAGCUGCUCUGUUUUCGCGACAUUCAGCCCGGCGCCACACACCAUUACCUCGUUAUUCCCAGGACACACAUCGACUACUGUAAAGCUCUCAGGACGGACGACAUACCUCUAGGUGAGGGACUUGAACUGAACCACGAAGCUUUUCCACACACUCAGGAAACAUUGGCAUUUGUUUUCACUUCACUGUGUAAAAGUGACUCAGCAGUUUUUUGAUCGAUUAUUGGGGCGGGGGUUCACGUGAUUGGCAGUGUCAGGACAAUUCAGUCAGUUUUAUCAAUGAUGAAAUGAAGUUAAAGCUCUCUGACAUUACUAAAGAAAAAGUUACUGCCCCGUUUUACAACAUGUUAAAGACCCACUGUGCUGAUCAAUGAACGAUCGGCAUCUUGUAAUAAUCGGCAUCUUAUCGGCAUCACAAGGUCGUUAUAACAAGAAUGUGUUGAAAAACAGCUAAUCAAAUUGAAAGCAGAAAGCAAAAAAAUAGCAUAACCCCAAUACAUUAGUCUUUUUAAGGACUUUGUUAGUCAUCCACAGCAUGGUACUUGCUUAGCUAACCUAUAACAUUUUAUUGUAUAUGUAGGGCUGGGCGAUAAAACGAUAACGAUAUAUAUUGAAAAUUAAUUUCCCUCAAUAUCAAUAUAAAACAUGGUCAAUAUCCAGCCCUAUGUAUAUGGAAUAAGUGGUUUAUGCAUUCCUUUUUUUUCUUGAUUUUGACCGACAUAUUUAGCUAGUAUUUUUGUCUUUUUCAUAUAUAAAUCAGAUAAAGAAAUAAUUUUUUCAGUAAGUAUUGCCACAUGGAUCUUUUAGACUUCUAUCCUGCCAAAAAGGACAAACAAGAAAUGCAGAAUCAUUGGUAUUAAAUAUCAGGCAUCUCUCAAUAUCAUUAUCAGCAUCAGCCAUCUAAAAACAGUAAUGAUCGACCACUGAUCAUAAGCACAAUGAUUGAUGCACUGACAAGAGCAUGUUUUCUGUUAACAGUGGAGAGAAUGGUUCAAAUGGGACAAGAGGCACUGGAGAAGAAUAAAGCCAGCUGCCUCGAUGAUGUGAGGUAAAGCGAGUCAGUUUUCUCUGCUGCUGCUACUGUACUUCAUUAGUCUUUACUUUGUCAUUUUAAAUGACUUUUACCCUGUAAUUUCAGAAUGGGGUUUCAUAUGCCUCCAUUUUCUUCUGUCCCCCACCUUCAUCUCCAUGUUUUGGCUCCUGCAAGUAAGAUGACCCUGAAGUCCCAGCUCCGCUAUGGGCCUCAGUCCCAUUGGUUCAUCACGGUAUGUCAAAGUGCAGGGCUGUAGUGUUUAUGGAGAGUUGAGUAAAAAAAAAAGUUGAUUCUUAAUAAAAGCAGUAGUGUGCUUUUGGUUUUGAAGGUCAUCAAGAGAAACCGUCAUCGGUUUCAGGCUGUUUUUUUUUUUUUUUUAACCAUUCAAAAUUCCUCACACUGCCUUUUAAAGUUUCUUCGUUUGCUAAAUUUAUCAAAUAAAUCUAAUUUUAAGUUUGGUCUAUUUUCUGCACAAAUACAAAGCUUCUAGUUUUUUUUUGUAGAUAAACACACAGCUGCAGAAGUUAUAAUCAAUUUUGUUAAUGACAAUUAACACAAUUGAUUAUUUCAAAAUUAAUGUAUCUUUAUCUUACCACUUAAAAAUAACAACUGAUCCCUUCAAAAACUAGAGAUUUUCUGUGGUCACACUUCAUUAUCUGGAGUAAGUUUGUCAAAACCAGAAACAGUUGCACUUUGUUAUAUAUUUUGUGUUGUGUUAUGUUGUUUUUUGUUUUGUUUUUUUUUUACAUAGAAGGGUUUUUUUUGUGUGUAACUCAGAAACACCUCGACAAACUUGAACACCAUUUAACCUCAAUGUUUCCAAAGUUCUUAAAAUUCAUUUUUCUGCUGUGUUUCAGGUAGACAAAGUGCUUGCUCAGCUGAAGACUCGCGGCAGGGUCAAAUAAAUUAUACAAUCGGUCUGAAGGUGCAAGACUUUUGUUCUACUGUAUAUAAAAAGUAGUUUCAUGUCAUUGUGCCUUAUUUGUUACAAUUUUAAACCAAUUCUUUCUGACUUGAAAUUCUUGUAUUUAAACUUGAAGUCUAUCAAAUGUCACGUUAUAUGGUUGAUUAUCGAUGAUGGAAGAAUUACAACUUUUUACAUUUUUAUUUAAGGAAGCCUUAAGGAAGCUUGUAAACUUAUGAAAUAUGCUGAUAUGGUUUUAUUAUCGGAAUGAAUGUAUUUUACCACAUUGUCAACAAUACAAUUGCACUGUUGUUAAGUGUAUAUGAAGUGAAAAGCAUGUACCUGCUGCUGAUAGUUAUAACAUUAUUAUAACAUUAUCUCAGAGAUACCUCAUGCACUGUGGUACAAACUGCCAUAAAAUACUAAUAAAACAGUAUGUAUGAUACUAUUGGAGUAUCACACAUAUUAAAAGUGUUGCAUUAAAAUUCCUGAGCAAGUAGUGAUAAUUCACUAUAACAGUAUUAAAACUUGAAUUGUGUCACAUGUCCUCAAUUAGUUGCGACAAAUAACUGUUACAAAGAAAAAACCUUAAAAUCAAAAGUAGCACCAAAAAGUGGGGAACGAAAAAGUCCUCAACCCAUGAGAUAAUGUGUUUCAGAAAUGUCCUCCUGAUCAUGUGUGGAAAAAUCUGAACUAUGAAAACAAAGUGCCAACUGGAAUGAGCGUGUCUGAUUUAUCCCCUUUCGGUGACUGACACGACAGAAUGGAUUUAGGGGGAAGACAAUAAAGUUUGACAUGUCCCAACCUGAACAAAAGCACUAUGUAAUGACUUAAGGGGUCCCUACUUAGUAGAAAAAGUCUGAGAUAUUCAUGAAUGUCCCCAAUUUAGGAGCAUUACAUUCAAUCUGUCGUUUUAAUUUUAAUUUUUUAAUCCUUGAUUAUUUUUAGAAACAAGGGUUUAAGUAUUUUCUGUGGGAUUUUUGAAGUCCUUGUAAUUAAUCAUUUCUAUUACUUUUAAGUCAAUGGUAAGGACCAGAUGUUCUUGGUCCCUGAAGCAUCCUUCUCUGUUAAUCUGGGGAUAGUAACAAGUAAUUUUAUCUGUACAUCACCUGAUCUUAUCUAAAGCACUUGGCAGGAGUGGCAAGGGACAACUUCUUCUCAACAGGUAUAAAUCUCGAACCCUGAUGGUUAGAAAAUUCUUUGGCAAUAACUGUGUAGGUCCAGACUGAGAAAGAGAGACUCAGAGUGACAAAUAGAUGCCUCAGAAGGUCAAGUGUUGUAUUUACAAUCCCCAUACGCUGAAUGAAAACUCCAUUGUUGAAAUAAAUUAUGAUAACAAAGGUUGUUUUCCAUGCCAGAGCCUCUGUUUUAUUGUUCACAUUUACAGAAUUGAAUUUGUGAAUACAGCGUUUAUACAGAAAGCGCACUUGUCCGGACAGCAAACAGACAUAAACCAUCUCCUCACACUAUGUACAGGUUAAGCCAUGAGAAAGCCUUGGCCACAAGCACACUCGGCAUCAACACUCAGUCACUCAGGGGUCAGAGUAAGAUAAAGGUCUCUAGAUGUUAAAUAGUGUGACAGAUAACACGUUUGAGUGUUUCUGGGAUGGUGUAUACCUGAAAAAGGGGGCAUCUAAUGGGAGAGAACAGGACACAAUCAGGAUUGUCUGAAUCUGAACAUUUGCAUUUCAGACUUUCUUUAUCUUUCAAUUGAACAUGCUGAUGGCUUCUUUUUCAAAGUUUGGACUGUUUUUUUUUUUUUUUUUUGCUUGGAUCAAUGCUUUCAUGAUGAAGAUGUUGGUAUAGAGUUAAAAUAUAAGCAUAAUCACUGGUUUGAACAGUGUGAGCAGCACCAUGUUGGUCCUGAGAUUACAUGUUACGAUGAAAAAAUAAUAUUCAAUGAUAAGACGCCCAGUUUGGGGCUUAACAGGGAUAAAAGAUAGCUCAUUAAAAUGGUUAACUUUAAUAUGCGGCUGUUUAUUGUGUCAUGUUGAGAUACUGCUUGCAGGUCUUGUUGCCAUAUUGUUAAAACUGUUGCUAAAAAUAAUGAAGCAAUGUUAAUAUAAAUUAAAAUAUAUUAUACAAAACAAAAAAAACUGAUCAGAGCAAAAAGAACUGACGUCGCCGUCUCAACAUUGUUUGUUGAAAGCUCCUUUUUUCAGCCAUUACAGGAUUGUAAAUUAUAAAAUAACUUCUUUAGGUGUAAUCUUUCACAUUGGAGGUUGUAUAUAACACAGCAUUUAAAUUUGGCAACUUUCAUUUUUGGUUUAGCAAAAAUACUGCAUGUUAAUUUUCAUGACUGUGUUUUGGAGACUGUAGCAUAAGAGCUGUUAAAAAAUAUAUUGAAAUAUAUUAAACAGAAUUACUGCCUGAAGCUUUUCUUAAAAAUGUUAAUGAUCACGCAACAAUUCUGCAGCCAGAUUCUUCAUGACUAACUUUGGUUUUAAUCCACUUUAAUCUGAUCAGUCAUAUUGUGGCUUUCACUCUGUUUCCCUCGACACUUAAAUAUGUUGGAUUUGAGCUGUGGCCUGUGCAGUUAAUAAUAUGCACUUACACGUUUCCUAUCUUCCUGAAAUCAGUUUUCUAAUUCAUGAGAAUUCCAAGAUCAGCUCCAGAGAGUUGUUAAUCAUCACUUAUAGCAGCUCAUCAAUUUGUUCACUCCAUCUUUAACAGUAGUGCAGAGUCACUGGGAGUGUUUAAAUUUUCACUUUUCAAUCUGUAAUCCUCUUUGGUGGUUAGACAACAAGCGAAAUUAGACACAGAGCACAUCUUUUUUUCUGCAUUAGUGGAUCAAACUGGAGUAAUAAAGAAGAAGAAAAAAAAAACGUUAAUAUCCUGAUAACUGUUAAAACAUUUCACUGCUCACCAAACAGUGGCAAUGUGAACCAGUGCCACCACAGAACUGGUUAAGGAGGAUCACUGAAGAAGUGUGAACACUGAAAGAAAUACUGAGUCAAAGGUUAGUGUUUUAUUCUUCAAGUUGAAGUCUGAUACAGAGCUCACACUUAACAGGGGUAAAAAUAAACGUGGGACAAUGACAGAGCAAGAAGUUAAAAGGUGUGUGAGUUGGGGGGGGGGGAGGGUGCCAAGAUGGAGAGUAGUUAGAGAUUUUUCGCAUUUGGAGUGCUAGUGUUUUCUUGUUUGUGUUUGUGUGUGUGUGUGUGUGUAUAUGUAAAUAUGUGUGUCAGAGUUCAGUGCUUCAGAGAAAAGGAUCAUGUAAGAAGCACAGGGUGGGCAAGAAGGAAGGAGGUUAUGGCCAUGGGGAGAAGACCGAGCACCAGGCUCUUUUUGUUCUCUGCUCUUCAUUUUGUCACGAGUCCAGCUGUUAGCCUGAAGCCAGCCCAGUGACUCACUACGCCAGGGAGCGCUGGCGAGGCUUGAUCCUUGGAUACAGCUGAAGGAAAACAGAUGAAGAAGAGAAUUAUUGAGAUUAUCACAUUUCAAAUGAUUACAAUACUUUUGUGAUUUACUUCAUCAAUGACAUUAUAGAGCAGAGUGGUGGGAAGUUUCAACACAGUCACAUUCUACCAAACACUUGAGAGCAGAGGCACACCAGUAAAAGAGCCCCCCGCCUCCUCAUGUCAAAGUGUUUGACACAAACAAUCAAAGUGGCAAGUAACAGCUCUGCAGGGAUUUACGUUUCCAUUUCAAAGUGUCUGCCUAUCUGAAAGUGUUCAACUGUUGACUCAGGUGUUUUAAAAUGUAGCUGUGAAUAACUUUCACUCCAGACAAGUAGGAGGUGACAACGCUUUUGUGGUCUGAGUUUGAUCAGUCGGUCUCCCUGUCGGCGUGAAGAGCAGUAGCCUACAGUAUAUUUACAGUAUAUAGUAUACUGUAGAUAUCUACAAUACAUAUAUAUUUUUAAUAACUUCAUAAAAUUUUUUAAAAAUCUGCCGAUUAAUCGGUAAUCGGAUUUUUCCCCCCCGAAUAAUCGGUUAUCUGCAUUGGUCGGGCCCUACUAAAUACUAUAAAACUUAAGUCAAUCUUAGUAUAAUAUUUGCUUCAAUCACUGAAUGAAGCCUGUCUUCUUGUUGGCAUAAAGUGCAAAUACAGAUAUUCAAAUAUGUUCAAACCUGUGUGUCAUUUUUAGGACAAAAAUUCAAACGUCAUUUUGGAGCAGUUUUAACAGCCCUACUGUACAUGGAAAAAAAAUGUAGUAAUUUUGGAGUUACCCCUAGCAGGUUGCGGGGCACAUAGCCCUCGUUGUCCUCCAGUCUUGCCCACCACCAUUCUGUUUCACUGUCAUCCUGCCGUCGCAGAAUGGUGAUCGCGUCCCCCUCGUUAAAGGCCAGCUCAUCGGGGUUCUGAGCUUUGUAGUCCCACAGAGCGUACACUGUGCCUUUGUUCAUUACACCCAACUUCUCCUGGACACCUGCACAACAGAGUUUCAAUCACAAUGAAACACAAUAUGCCAAGUUGCUCUAUAGUACACAGGCUGUCAAAGAACCACCAGCUACUUCUUACCGUAUAGAAACUGGGAGCACUGGAUGUAGCCUUCUUCCAUCUCCUCACACUUAUCUGCAGCGGUCUCCACGUCACUAAUGGUGCUCGCAAAGAUGGCGGCCCCUGACUCAACCAACAACUUGCAGAGAUGAACACUGUUGCAUGAGGCGGCACAAUGGAGCGGAGUCCUGUUUGAGAAUACACAAGAACAUGAAAACAUACAAAUGUUAAAGAAUGUGACGGAACAUCGUGUUCGAUCAAACGAGAUGACAGAUUUAAUUUUUUUUCUUUUUUAUCCGAUCAACACGGGCUAUAUAGCGAGUAGCAUGGGUAACGUAAUGUAACGUGAACAUAACAGCGUAGCUCCUUAAGCAGCAAGAGAAUGGGGGUAACAGCGAAAAUUUCUAGGUGAAGACUGAUCUGAGGAACAGGCUACAAGAAGAGCUGCUGAAAAAAAUACUAGGGGAAACACUGUAGUGUGACUCACCAUCCGUCACUGUCUGCUGCAUUGACGUUCACACCGAAGUCCAGCAGGAACUUGACUAUGUGGUGAUGUCCCGCACACACUGCAUUGUGCAGGGGGGUAAUGCCCUCGUCGUUUGGAGUGCUAGGAUUCUCCACCUGAAAACAAAAACCCAUGUGGAAAGAUGAGUGCUUGUCUUACAUGGAAGAUACAAAAAUACCAGUGUUGGCAUGGAAUUGCGCUGUACCUCAUAGAUGAUCCUCUGAACAAGAUCAAACUCUCCCUCCAAGGAGGCGUCCAGCAGGAGAGCCAAAGGGUUAAACUUCACUCUGAAACUAUGGCCGGUGCGCUCAGAGUUCGGCUUUUUCAAGUUUGUGCGUUUUUCCUGAAAUGUACAAAAGAGGAAGCAUUAGUUUGACUUUAAAGUGAAGGAGCCCACUUAAAAGCAUGUUGAUGUUCAUGGAUGUGUCUUUCACCAGGUGCUGUGGGGCUGCUGUGCCGCUCUCUUCUGGAGUUGUGACCUCUGGCACGGGGCUGGGCAGUAGCGCCUCAGAGCUUCCCAUGUUGUUGUUGUUGUCAUCCUCAGGUGCCUCUUCUUCAUCGGCAUCCUCGAGCUCUUCUUGUGGCGAAGGUGGCGGCUCGUUGUCGUUGGCGUCUGUAGAAGGAGUCUGAGCAUCCAAGCCCAGCUCGUCCUCCCCUGGAGGUGGCGGAAGUGGCGACUCGGAGGGAAGGUUACCGUUGUCUGUGUCAGCCAUAGAGUCUCCGCCCACGAAACCAGAAGGAUGCGAUGGCUGAUAAAACGGUGUGCCAUUACCGGCGCCGUUACCUCCUGACCCACUGACUCCGUUUCCUUCUAUGCCUCCUGCCAGAGUGUUGAAUCUCUGGUAAAGAAGUUUCUGGAUGUUGGGUCCGCUGGGGCCCUCUGGCUCUGUGAUGGAGCUGCGCUUCUUGAGAGGUCUGGGAGCGUUGGCCAGCUUCUUGCGGAGCACUUCGAGGUCGGCGUCACUUUGGUAGCGCAGCGGGGAGUGCACCAUGGGUGUUAGCUUAGUGGGACUGAGUGGUCGAGGGAUGUUCUCCACACUGGGAGGAGGGGCUAAGGGUUCUGGAUGCUGGAAGAACUCAUGAUCAUCAAACUCUCCAUCCAAAGUGUCCUCACCGCUGGGUUGGCCUUGAAGAAGCGGGAAGGCGCCUCCAGCCUGGCUGAAAGGCAGAGGUGAGGGGGGCGUGGAGCUCGGGGGGAGAACAGGCUUCCCAUAUACUAGAGAGAAAAAAAAACAGUGACAGGACAGUCAGGUGUCGUUUGGGGAUUCAAGAUUUUAAAAGCAGUAUCAGCAUUUUCUAGGAGCUAAAACAAUGUCUCCAAAUUCUUCCACUGGACCUUACCUGCUUUGAGAGCCGGCUUUAGAGGCUGGCUUUUUGGUGCAGCCUGCUGGAGAUACAUGUGAUAGAUGGAGCUUGAAUUCAUGGUUGGUGGGCCCUUCCGGGGCGACUGAGGCCGUGACCCUCUGUCUGGGAUGAAGGGGCGCACUGCCACGGCUGGCGGGGGGUCGAGCCGCUCACUGAGUCCUGGGGGGAAAAGUGGAGCACUAGGCUGGAAGGUGGGGCUGGGUGGCACUGAGAUUCUUUGCUGGAUCUGCUGAGAGGACGAGCCUGUUGAGGGAGGGAUACGGGGCCAAGCAGGAGUCGGCGGAUUCGGGAGCGGCCGAGGGAGGGGGGGUGCAUCUUUGCGGCGCUCCAGGGAGCUGGCUGAGUUUGCAGAAGUGAGGUGGGAGCCAUAGGGGGGUGGCUGUGGCUUGGAUAUAGCGGGAGAGGACACGGCCAAUUUAGAUUCUAGCACCUGAAAGAAAGAAAAAAAAAUCACAUUAUAAAUUUACCUUUAAAACUCUGUUCUGCAAAGAGAAAUAUGACUUCAAUCUGGGAGUCCUGAAGGUAUUAAUCCAAUCUGUGUGACGAGAUCUUCAGUAUUGUUUCUUCACUGAAAUUUUUAUUUUGAUUUCAAUUUCAAAUUCCAGAACAGUCAGUCACAUUUACACUUUUUUCCCCUUUUUCUCUUUAAGUGUUAAUGGCUGUAUCCAUAGAGUCUGUGAGUUAUGAAAUUAGACAUAUACAAAAUAAUCAAAGCUUUGCUUCAACUUCAAACAUAUCCCUUUUAAGAGGUAUAAAUAAAACAGACAGUAUGUAACUAAAAGAAAAGUAAAGAGACAAGCAAAGUUAUAAUGUUAAAAAAAAAUCAAAUAACAAAAUAAAAAAUAAAAAUAAAUUGAACGGGGAGAGAAGGGUAUGGCUUGGGAGGGGGGUAGUGUGUAUGCUAAGUGUAUGUUUGUAUUUAGCAUGAUUAGAUGUACAUAUGUUGAUAGGUGGUCUAGAGGAGCGAGGGGAAGGUGUGAAGGAAAAGUUUAGACUUGAGUGGGCUGGACUCAGAUCAUUUCAUGACAUAAAUACAGAGUCAGCAGGUUUCCAUCUGCAAAAGACUUUUCCUUUUUAAAGUCUCGGAGUGUGUGUUAUUCUUUCUAUACAUUUCCUGUACCUUUUCUAUCACCUUAAGCAUUUUUGAUGGAUUUGACUGAACAUCAAGAGGUCAAUGACCGAAACAGAGGAACUCUGUUAUUUGAAUCAAAGGGUAUUAAAGGAAAGUGACUUACCUUUUCUGCACCUGGAGCGACAGGGGAGCCUGAGGGAGGGCUCUUGCCCUGGUUUUCAGUCCCUGAGUCCCGUCUCUCAGGGAGCUUUAAAGAUGAGCUGGUCUUUCCUACAGCAGGCCAGCCGCUUUCAUUCGCUGUAGCACAAGCAAGACACAGUGAGUGUGUGGCAAAGCAAAAAGAAGGGUUAAUGAUUGAGGUGGUAUGGAAAGCAGAAGUCUGUGGUACAAUUCAGGGGAACCACAACGCAUGUCCACCAGAGCUAGGUCUAAAUGGUAACAGUUCUAGAAUGUGUCACUUUAUGUGGGAGGCCACAUGAAGUGGAAUAUUAGUGCUGGUGUUACAAAAGCAUGAGUCUGUGCAGCAUUUUACACACAGGUAGUGUAUAGCUGUCCCAUUUUGACCUAAGAUUGGUGUUAAAUUGGAAGGGUCAGGAUUUUGGGGGAACAAUCCUAUCAAUCAUACAGACUUUAAGUGGAUUUAAACAAUGUUUGAUGCCUUGUUUUUGUUGUUAGCAUGUUAAAAGCAAAGAUUGCGACACAUCAAUCCAGUUAUCUCAAAAUGACUUCUUUCGGCAGAGUAGUUAGUAUAACUUCAAAUCUUUCUGAGGUGCAGAGUAGCCAAAAGCCAUACAUUCGACUGAGAAA
Xyrichtys novacula (pearly razorfish) is the source of this 10521-nucleotide messenger RNA. The record is from the annotation of a GenBank genome assembly. Lineage: Eukaryota; Metazoa; Chordata; Actinopteri; Labriformes; Labridae.